CCCCAAUCCUUUUUUUGGAUCUCAGACUCAAGGUCCUAGAGGAGGGGAGAUCUCUGAUCUUUGGCUGAGAUAGCCCAGUGAGAGAAUCCCAGAGGCCUUUCUCCCUUUCCUGAAUGUCUGGGCAAGGAGGGCAGGAUCUUGGUUUCAGGGUCUCAGUACCCCCUGUGCCAUUUGAGCUGCUUGUGCUCAUCAUCUCUAUUAAUAACCAUCCUCCCUCCCCCACUGCCAGUGCUGCCCCUACGCUGCCCAGCUCAGGUUCUCAGGUCACAGCAGCUCAGUCCUUCAAAGCUGUUGGACCCCAGGGAGAGCUGACCACCAACUGAGCAGCAGGUCAAAUCCAUCUCCACAAUGCCGCUCUCAGGAACCCCAGCACCUAACAAGAGGAGGAAAUCCAGCAAGCUGAUCAUGGAACUCACUGGAGGAGGACGGGACAGUUCAGGUCUGAACUUGGGCAAAAAGAUCAGUGUCCCUAGGGACGUGAUGCUGGAGGAGCUGUCACUGCUUACCAACCGGGGCUCCAAGAUGUUCAAGCUGCGGCAGAUGCGGGUGGAGAAAUUUAUCUAUGAGAACCACCCUGAUGUCUUUUCUGACAGCUCAAUGGAUCACUUCCAGAAGUUUCUUCCCACAGUGGGAGGACAGCUGGGUACAGCUGGUCAGUUUUCCUACAGCAAGGGGAGCAGUGGUGGAGGCCAGGCAGGGGGCAGUGGCUCUGCUGGACAGUAUGGCUCUGACCACAACCAUCAUCAGGGCUCUGAGUCUGGAGCUGGGGGUGCAGGUGGUCCUGGGGGCCAGGCUGGCAAAGGAGGAGCUGCUGGUGCAGCAGGAGUUGGCAAGCCAGGAUCAGGUGACCAGGCAGGCGGAGAAGGAAAACAUGUCACGGUGUUCAAGACUUAUAUUUCCCCAUGGGAUCGGGCCAUGGGAGUUGACCCUCAGCAAAAAGUAGAACUUGGCAUUGACCUGUUGGCAUAUGGGGCCAAAGCUGAACUUCCCAAAUAUAAGUCUUUCAACAGGACAGCAAUGCCCUAUGGUGGAUAUGAGAAGGCCUCCAAGCGCAUGACCUUCCAGAUGCCCAAGUUUGACCUGGGGCCUCUGCUGAGUGAACCCCUGGUCCUCUACAACCAGAACCUCUCCAACAGGCCUUCUUUCAAUCGAACACCUAUUCCCUGGUUGAGCUCUGGGGAGCCUGUAGAUUACAACGUGGAUAUUGGCAUCCCCUUGGAUGGAGAAACAGAGGAGCUGUGAGGGGUUUCCUCAAGGAAUUAGCAUCAUUUCCCCUCUCUGGUUCCAAUUUGGAGAGGGAGUGCUGAACAGGAUGCCGCUGCUGUUAUUCCAGUAUCCUUGUGGCAACAGAGGGAAAGAGGCGGGAGAGAUUUGCCUUUCAGUCCUUCACUCCAACUCCCCGCUCCAAAGCAUCCCUCCUCACUAACUCCGAGCUCCUAUUCUAUUUGUUCCAUAUGGAAAUUGUUCUUUUAUGGAAUUUUCUCUGCCAUCAGUCAAUAAACUUCAAGAAAAUGAACUCA
Nannospalax galili (Upper Galilee mountains blind mole rat) is the source of this 1520-nucleotide messenger RNA. It is a transcript of the gene Myoz1, whose product is annotated as myozenin 1. Gene Ontology annotation, molecular function: telethonin binding; FATZ binding; actin binding. Gene Ontology annotation, cellular component: actin cytoskeleton; Z disc. NCBI's taxonomy places the organism in Eukaryota, Metazoa, Chordata, Mammalia, Rodentia, Spalacidae. The transcript is spliced from 6 exons. Bases 349 to 1242 code for a protein of 297 amino acids. The record is from RefSeq and is a predicted model, not a curated record.